Messenger RNA from Diachasmimorpha longicaudata, 1298 nucleotides. It is a transcript of the gene Tm2, whose product is annotated as tropomyosin-1. The coding region runs from base 204 to 1058 and encodes 284 amino acids. The transcript is spliced from 7 exons. The record is from RefSeq and is a predicted model, not a curated record. Gene Ontology annotation, biological process: muscle contraction; actin filament organization. Gene Ontology annotation, cellular component: actin filament. Gene Ontology annotation, molecular function: actin filament binding. Lineage: Eukaryota; Metazoa; Arthropoda; Insecta; Hymenoptera; Braconidae.
GAGUAGAAUGUUGGAAAGACGUGCGCAGAGCCAUCGGUUUUACCCCAAGCUCGCCAUUUUUGGCGGCCCCACCAACGAGCUUUUUCCCGAGCUUUGCACGUAACUCGGUCCCUCGCUUCGACACUCGUUGCGCGUCGCUCUACUCGCGAGGGUAGAAAAUUAUUUAAUUUCGUGGAGAAAGGAGAGACAAAAAAGCUGCCACCAUGGACGCGAUCAAGAAGAAGAUGCAAGCGAUGAAGCUUGAGAAGGACAAUGCCAUGGACAAGGCCGAUGUCUGUGAGGGACAGGCCAAAGAGGCCAACAUGCGGGCAGACAAGGUCCUGGAGGAGGUCGCCGAUCUCCAGAAGAAGCUCAGCCAGGUUGAGAACGAUCUCACAACGAACAAGGGAGCCCUUGAGCAGGCCAACAAGGACCUGGAGGAGCGCGAGAAGUCCCUCACCAAUGCGGAGUCCGAGGUCGCCGCUUUGAACAGAAAAGUCCAGCUCAUCGAGGAGGACCUCGAGCGCUCGGAGGAGCGUCUGAACACCGCCACCGCCAAGUUGACGGAGGCGUCGCAAGCUGCUGACGAGUCUAGCCGUAUGUGCAAAGUCCUGGAGAACCGCGCCCAGCAGGACGAGGAGCGAAUGGACCAGCUGACGAAUCAGCUCAAAGAGGCCCGUCUCCUCGCUGAAGACGCUGAUGGUAAAUCCGACGAAGUAUCACGUAAACUGGCCUUCGUUGAGGACGAACUCGAAGUCGCUGAGGAUCGCGUCAAGUCCGGUGAGGCGAAAAUCAUGGAGUUGGAAGAGGAACUCAAGGUCGUUGGUAACAGCUUGAAGUCCCUGGAGGUCUCGGAAGAAAAGGCCAACCAAAGAGUCGAGGAAUUCAAACGCCAGCUGAAGACCCUGACCGUCAAGCUGAAGGAGGCCGAGGCACGAGCUGAAUUCGCGGAGAAGACUGUCAAGAAGCUGCAGAAGGAGGUCGACAGGCUCGAAGACGAGCUUGGAAUCAACAAGGACAGAUACAAGUCCCUCGCCGACGAGAUGGACUCGACCUUCGCUGAAUUGGCCGGCUACUAAUAGAAAUCCCCAAGAAUAUAAUCUCCUUUGCACGAGAAAAAAUGUGAAAUAUCCCAGGGACACAACGAGGUGUCCAAUCAUACCGUCAAUUUACCACCGUAACUUGUACACCUGUCUCGAUGCCAUCGCACCUGUCAAGUGUUACUCAUCAUCGCAAUACACCACUUGGCAGGAGCGACAGUUGAGUAGGCGAUAUAUCAAUUUAAGCCAAAUACAUUUACAGAUUAAAAUCUUCAUUAA